This is a messenger RNA of Arachis stenosperma, 3043 nucleotides long. Its product is annotated as zinc-finger homeodomain protein 6-like. Gene Ontology annotation, molecular function: DNA-binding transcription factor activity; transcription cis-regulatory region binding. Gene Ontology annotation, cellular component: nucleus. Gene Ontology annotation, biological process: regulation of DNA-templated transcription; regulation of developmental process. The transcript has a single exon. The record is from RefSeq and is a predicted model, not a curated record. Bases 750 to 1826 code for a protein of 358 amino acids. Lineage: Eukaryota; Viridiplantae; Streptophyta; Magnoliopsida; Fabales; Fabaceae.
CUACCAUUUAUUUCUCAUCAAAUCAAAGAUUAAGAAUAAUAACACCACAUAUGCCUUUUCCUAAUCAAUCUGUUUAUUAACUUCAUUCUCACUCUCUCUCCCAAGCUGUUGCUGUUGUUGCUGGUGCAAAUACCCGAGCUUAUUCUUAUUCAUCAAAUCAAAUCAAAUCUUGUAGUUCUAUCUAUAAGAUUAAUAAUUUAAGUUGCGGAGGUGAGUCUUAUAUACUAGUAUAUUAUUAUAUAUUAUAUUAGGUUCUUCUCAGCUAGCUAGGGACCCUGCUUAUGCCAUUUAGUCUAUGUAUAAUGUAUGCUUCUUUUGUCCUUUUCCUAUGCUAGUUAUUUUUUUGUUCUCUAAAUAAAUAUUAUUAGGCAAUUGUGUGCGGCUGCUAUAUAAACAGUUAAAUCACUUGCUUAGAAGAUUAGGAUUGUGAUUAGUGAGAAUUGGUUGGUGGGAUUAAUAUUAGCUCCCAGAACGUCAAUAUCAGAACAAUAAGCUAAGAAAAAAAGAAUAGUUGUAAGUAAUUAUAUCAUCCUUGAUUGAGAUUUGAGCUUCCUCCCUCUUGGAGUAGAUUAGAUGGGAUGAAUUAGGGUACAACAACAAACAGCAAGAUCCAUCCACAACCAUAGUUAAAUUUGAAAAAAGAAAAGGUCAUGAAGAGAUGAUGAUGGUUUAAGUGUGCGGAUCAAGGGUGGCUAAAUUAGAUCCAUGCCAUCAGCUGCAAAUUAAGGAAAAGGAAGCAAUAAUAUUUGAUGGAAAGAAGAGAGGAAGAGGAUAAGGAAUUAGAGAUGGCAACAAUAACAGCAACAGCAACAACAACAACAACCACUUUGGGUAGUUAUAGUGUUGUUGUUCCAAACAACAACAAUAACAGGGAUUCUUCUUCUUCAACUUCUUCAAAGUUGUCUUCUCCAACUGUGGUUGGAGCUUCUGAAACAACUCACCAACCAUCUCAAACUCGCUCAUUAGUCUUCCACCACCAUGAUCCUCCAAACCACAACCACCACCAUCAACAUCAUCUUUAUCCUCAUCUUCAGCCACCCAACCAACAAUCUCUAAGACCAACCUCAGAUCCAGAUCUAACCUCGUCUCCUGUUGCCACAACAGCACCGCAGCCGCCGCCGCCACCACCACAAGCAGCUGCAACAACCGCCACAGCAUUAGCAAGGUACAGAGAAUGUCUGAGAAACCACGCAGCCAGCAUGGGGAGCCAUGUGGUUGAUGGUUGUGGAGAGUUCAUGCCAAGCGGAGAAGAAGGCACCCCGGAAUCACUCCGGUGCGCCGCUUGUGAGUGCCACCGUAACUUCCACCGUAGAGAGGUUGAAGGCUCCGCUCCUCAACAGCAUCACAACUAUUACCCCAACAACAACAAGCACAACGGUCACAGCACUCAUCAUCUUCUUCAGUUCCACACACCACCACCAUCUUCAUCCCUUCAUCAUCAAAGAUUCUCUCAUGCUAUUGCCGCUGCUGCUCCACCAUCGGUUCAGCCGGUGAUGAUGGCGUUCGGAGGAGGAGGAGGAGGAGGAGCGGCGGAAUCCUCUAGCGAAGAUCUGAACAUGUUCCAUCAUCAGUCAAACGCAUUAGGAGGACAAUUCUCAGUGCAGCAAGCAUCAGCGUCAAAGAAGAGGUUCAGGACAAAGUUCACACAGCAGCAGAAAGAUAGAAUGAUGGAGUUCGCUGAGAAGCUCGGGUGGAAGAUUCAGAAACACGAUGAGCAAGAAGUGCAGCAGUUUUGUUCUCAAGUUGGUGUGAAGAGGCAAGUUUUCAAGGUUUGGAUGCACAACAACAAGCAAGCUAUCAAGAAACAACAGCAGCAGCACACGUAAGCAAAACAAUCAUUGUUUAUUAGAGGAAUUACUUGUUUUGUUUUCUUGUCCUCUCUUCAUCUUUUCUUGUUCUUUGCAUAACAAAUAAGAACCAAAGAAAGAAUUAGAAUUGAAAAAUGAUUUUCAUUUUUAUUAGUGAAUAACUAUAUAGAUCAUUUAGAAGAUGUGCAUAUUCAAAUUAAACAGAGCAAGUUAGCUUAGCUAGCUACCCACCCUAGAUACAUGGAAUUCAAACUUUCAAAGCAGCCACAUAUGACUUUCCAUUUUUAUAUAUCAAUUCUGUAUGCUCCUAUUCAAUCAAUUACUUCCAUCAUCAUCAUCAUUCAUAUGCAGCCAACAAAAUAUGCAUGGAUCAUGGAUGCAAUAAUAAUUAGUUAAAUUAAAUUCUCAGUUUCUCACUCACCUCUUCCCUUUUGGAAGGUCACUUUUUUCCUCCGGCAAAGCGAGGGAGAAAUAAAAAGAAAAAAGAAAAAAAAAAAGAGAGAGAUGGUGAACUAAAACAAAGCGUAUAUAUCAUUACGUUGUUUGUUAUAAGCUGCUUAGGCUAGGCGUAACGAUAUUUCAUGCAUAAUAAUCCUAGCUUUUUGAAUUUCAAUCAUGUAACCGUGGGUUUCGCGAUAAAUGAAAAAUUGAUGAGAGAAAGAUAGGAUCCCCACAGUGAUACCGCAAAUUUGUCGUUUCAUAUGGGGGACACCGACUCAUACACAUGAUGAGGAAUGAAUGAAUUAGGAGACAGUACCCGCUAUUUUCUCAAAUUCACUUUUCCAUCACUAAAUAGAUAUCAAUAUGUAGUAGUGUUGCAUUCACUAUUGUCUCUAUCCGAAUAAGCUAGGACCCUAUGCCAGGUGCAUAUAAUUAAAUCAUCACAAAGGAACAUCAAGGAUGUCCAAUAAUGUUCACCCUUUAAUUUGAGAAUAGCUGAAUCUGUACUACGCUGUAUAUAUCUGCAUAUGUAAAUUAAAGUAGCUUAUGGUUUUGUAACCACUAACCACCACAAAAAAGAAAAGAAGUUUCUUUGGAAUUUUGUUUAAAACAGAAAUAUGAAGGAUCAAAAAGAGGUAAUUGUCUUAGCUUUCAUGUAGAUUUGAGGAAAAUCUGCAUCGUACGUAGAUCGGAGUCACAAUAAUGUAUAUGGACCACGGUUCGUCUCUAAUGGAUGCCCUAGUUCCAGUCAACUGAAUCCUUUGAAUUUGUCGGAAGCAUUCUUGCUCCUAAUC